CUGGCGGGAGGAGACCAGGGAGGGGAGCAGGGAGCGCAAGAUCAGAGAAUGCACCGAUAAUAUUGCUAGAAAUCAAACAAAAUGUCAAAGACGGCAACAAAAAGACCUGGUAUGAUUGCACGAGGAUUGACAUCCUUGUCUGGACGUCUGUUUGCACAAGUCCAUUUGUCGCAAGAGCAGCAGGAGGAGCUAGGAAAUGACGAAGAGCUGAUGAUAACAAACACGCAGAUUGCUUCUAGCCUGCCGCUUCAGAUGCUUCUUUACUUCAACGUCUUCUACUCAAUUUUCUGGGGCGCCCUCACCCUCGCCCUCAUGCUCUUCAAGGAAAAUUACUUGAUUGUGAAUCAGGCGUACAAAGUUCUCUCCCCUCUUGUCCUCUCCGUCUGGUUCCUCCUGGAGCCCGUCCGCCUCUACCUGGGCUUCGUUGGUAACCUCCAGGAGAAAGUCCCUCAGCUCACUGGCUUUUGGCUCCUCACGCUCAUCCCGCAGCUGCCCAUCGCCUUCUUCUUCGUCCUCUCGCUUCCCGUUCGAGUGAGCGGACUUCCUCUUCAGCUCUCCUUCGACUUGGCAGGCAGCAUCAUCCUGACGGUCUUCGUCUUCCUCGAGGUCAUCGUCGGCUUCUUUGCCUUGCGAUCCAUCGUGAGGAGUCAGGUGCUCAAGUUUCACAUGCAAGUUUCACGAUAAUUGGCAAGAAAUGUUAUUAACU
This is a messenger RNA of Guillardia theta CCMP2712, 706 nucleotides long. RefSeq lists its product as hypothetical. The record is from RefSeq and is a predicted model, not a curated record. The coding region runs from base 82 to 684 and encodes 200 amino acids. Gene Ontology annotation, cellular component: ciliary transition zone. Lineage: Eukaryota; Cryptophyceae; Pyrenomonadales; Geminigeraceae. Gene Ontology annotation, biological process: non-motile cilium assembly. The transcript is spliced from 6 exons.